This is a messenger RNA of Penaeus monodon (black tiger shrimp), 605 nucleotides long. RefSeq lists its product as uncharacterized. The record is from RefSeq and is a predicted model, not a curated record. Lineage: Eukaryota; Metazoa; Arthropoda; Malacostraca; Decapoda; Penaeidae. Bases 70 to 408 code for a protein of 112 amino acids. The transcript has 3 exons.
GAACACCAUCGAGUGACCAUCUGUUCUGCUUUUUGUCCAGUCCUGUUUCAUAAGCUUUUGCACUACACAAUGGCCACUCACGGAAUCACAUUCGCCGCCUUCCUCCUCGCCCUGGCAGCUCUCACGCACGCAGCUGACACCACCCACAAAGACGACGCACGUCUUUUCUACGACGACAACGACACCUCUCUCACCAUCGGCGGCGAGAGCCUCUUCUAUAUCGGGGUCAUCUUCGUCGGCCUGCUCUUGCUCACGUCUUUCCUGGGGCUUUUCGGGACAUCGGCCAAGGUUGCUCAGCCCUACGAUUACGCCUCUGCCACCGGUUACGGUGCCCCUGCCCCAGCUUACGAUGAGAAGACCACCUUCGUCCAGCAAUUGAUUGAGGAUGCUGUCAGUAAGUUCCAAUAGAGACUGCGAGCAUAAAUGAAUAUUCAAGGAUCGAAUAUGCUUACAGAAAGAAAACUGUUACUAUGAUUAUUUAUUUUCACAAUUUAUGUGAUUUUUUCUCCUGGUCGUCACAGAAAACAGUGGACCCGUGAUUGCUCUGUCGAUUUUGUUUAAUGUAUUCUUUUUAAUUUAUGGUGUAAAUAAAUUAUUUUGUUUAU